AUGUUGUUUGACUUUGACAAAAAUGCAAAGAGUCAUUACAAUGUCAUUUCAGCCCUCUCAGCCUCUCUGACUGUGAGUCCCAGCAGAUCUCAGAUGUUUGAAGGAGAGUUUGUCUCUAUGAGCUGUGAGGAGGACGACAACUCUGCUGGAUGGAAGCUGAGGAGGAACACAACCAGAGACACCAGGAAGGAGUGUGGAGUUAAAUGGGGGAAAAUAAUUCGUUCUUCUUGUAACAUCAGUGACAUCAUCACACUGGACAGUGGAGUUUACUGGUGUGAGUCCAGAGAGGGAGCAACCAGUAACAGCAUCAACAUCACUGUCACUGGUGGACCAGUGAUCCUGCAGAGUCCUGUCCUCCCUGUGAUGGAGGGAGAUGAUGUCACUCUGCACUGUAAAACAAAGACCUCCAACCUCCCAGCUGAUUUCUAUAAAGAUGGCUCCCUCAUCAGGACUGAGCCUGCAGGUCACAUGACCAUCCACAAUGUUUCCAAAUCUGAUGAAGGCCUCUACAAGUGUAACAUCAGAAGUCAUGGAGAGUCUCCAUCCAGCUGGAUCUCUGUCACAGGUGAGAUUCUCUCUGCAGAAAAACCUACAAGCACCGCCCCACCCCCUGUCUCAGCUCCCUCCCAGCUUGUGAUCAGACUGGUCUGCCACCUAGUGGUGUUCUGUCCGUACUUCAUCUCCACUCUCCUCAUGGUGUCUUCAUGUCGACACAGACCCACAGGAUAUGACCUGCCUGUCUCCAUGACGACCGAGGCUGCAGAGAGAUUGGCUGAGGAGUAUGAUGACAUUGUGGCGGUCACCACUGAGCAUCACUUCUGA
Molecule: messenger RNA, 822 nt
Organism: Scomber japonicus (chub mackerel)
Lineage: Eukaryota; Metazoa; Chordata; Actinopteri; Scombriformes; Scombridae
Product: Fc receptor-like protein 5
Exons: 4
Coding region: 1-822 (273 amino acids)
Biological process (GO): cell surface receptor signaling pathway
Molecular function (GO): transmembrane signaling receptor activity
Source: RefSeq, a predicted model, not a curated record